GGGGCGAGGGGGGGCGCACUACAGAGCAGCAGCACAACGCACUUCGACGGGGACAGGACCGAGGGUGCGAGAGGAGGAUCAGGGGACACAUAGCCGGCGGGCGCGCGCGCGCACACACACACACGCGGGCAGACGGGCGCGCGGUCCGUCCAGGCAGAAAGCUGGGCUCAAAAUGCGGCUCAAAGUGGGAUUCCUGCUGCGCAGCCUGGUCAUCGUGGCCAUGUUCCUGCUGCUGGUCGUGCUCUGGUCCACCCUGUCGCCCAAAGCCGACGACGACAGCGCUUUUCCCAAACUGGAAGUAGGCGAUGCUGGUAACCCCUUGCCCAAUGCGAAGAGUAACAUAUUGGACAAAUUUAAGCCUGUGGUUCCCUGGCCUCAUGUGGAAGGAGUGGAAGUCGACCUGGAGUCGAUUCGGCAGAAGAACGAGAACAAGCUUCGUCAGAACCUAAAGAACCCGAGCGCCGGAGGGCUGAUGCACAAUCAGCCGAACGCUGUGCAGAAGCAGUACAUCACGUUCAAACCGCAAACCCACAUCUACAGUGAUCCGGUCCUGAAACGUGGCAUUCUGGGAAAUUUUGAGCCAAAGGAACCCGAACCUCCCGGAGUCCCCGAUGGGCCGGGGGAGGGAGCUAAGCCUUUUGUCCUGGGACCAGACUACAAGGAGUCCGUCCAGGAGAGCAUUAAAGAAUUUGGCUUCAACAUGGUGGCCAGUGAUAUGAUAUCGUUGGACCGCAGCAUCAGCGACAUACGACACACAGAAUGCAAAUACUGGCAUUAUGAUGAGAACCUGCUCACUGCCAGCGUCAUCAUUGUCUUCCACAACGAAGGGUGGUCCACGCUGAUGAGGACCGUGCACAGCGUUAUUAAAAGGACACCCAGGAGAUACCUUUCUGAAAUCAUGAUGAUCGAUGACUUCAGCAGUAAAGUGCAUUUGAAAGAAAAAUUAGAGGAAUACAUCAAAAGGUGGAACGGCCUGGUAAAACUCUUCCGCAAUGAGAAAAGAGAAGGCUUGAUACAGGCCAGAAGUAUUGGAGCCCGCAAGGCCACCGCAGGACAGGUGCUCAUCUACCUGGAUGCUCACUGUGAAGUCGGUGUGAACUGGUAUGCCCCACUGGUAGCUCCUAUUUCAAAGGACAGAACCAUAUGCACAGUUCCUUUAAUAGAUUACAUAGACGGCAAUGAUUAUACCAUAGAGCCUCAGCAAGGUGGGGAUGAAGAUGGGUUGGCCAGAGGUGCCUGGGACUGGAGUAUGUUGUGGAAGCGAGUGCCUUUAAACCACAAGGAAAAGGCUAAGAGAAAACAUAAGAGUGAGCCCUACCGGUCUCCUGCUAUGGCUGGUGGACUGUUUGCUAUUGAGCGAGAUUUCUUCUUCGAGCUGGGCCUCUAUGAUCCGGGCCUGCAGAUCUGGGGAGGAGAGAACUUUGAGAUAUCUUACAAGAUCUGGCAGUGUGGCGGUCAGCUGCUGUUUGUGCCCUGCUCUCGAAUCGGUCACAUAUACCGUCUCCAGGGCUGGCAGGGAAACCCACCUCCAGCUCACGUGGGAUCCUCUCCCACCCUUAAGAACUAUGUCCGUGUGGUGGAGGUGUGGUGGGAUGAAUACAAGGACUACUUUUAUGCAAGCCGCCCGGAAACGCAAACCCUCGCAUAUGGUGACAUCAGCGAGCUUAAGAGGUUCCGAGAGGAACACAACUGUAAAAGCUUCAAGUGGUUUAUGGAGGAAAUUGCCUAUGACAUCCCAAGCCACUAUCCACUGCCACCCAAAAAUGUGGACUGGGGAGAGAUUCGAGGAUACGAAACCAGCUACUGCAUAGACAGCAUGGGCCACACUAACGGAGGCAAUGUCGAGAUGGGCCCCUGCCACAGGAUGGGCGGGAACCAGCUUUUCAGGAUCAAUGAAGCCAGCCAGCUCAUGCAGUAUGACCAGUGCUUGACCCGUGGACCGGACGACUCGUCAGUAAUAAUAACUCACUGCAAUUUGAACGAGUACAGAGAGUGGAAGUACUUCAAGGAUCUUAAUAGAUUCACGCACAUUCCAACUGGGAAAUGUUUGGAUCGGUCAGAUGUCUUGCACAAGGUUUUUGUCACUGACUGCGAUAAGAGCAAAAGCACGCAGAAGUGGGAGAUGAAUAACAUCGUGGCGGUGUGAAGGUUAAACCCGCGGCUCCUUGGAGGAAGAAGUGACUGGAACCACAAGAUGCCUGUGCAAACUGCUGCAUUUAGAUCUUUAGUCGAUUUGGAAAUCGAAGAAGAAUAUUGCAGGAGGAUCGUCCCGCCUUUAAACUGUUUACAACUCCAAUCGGUAACUUUUUUUUUUCCCCCCAUCGCAGAUCAUGUUUACAUGUUUCCUCAAAGUCCAUAUCUUUGACUGAAUUUCUUGGGGAUUUUGCUCAGGGGUAUAACAUGAACGUUGUUUUUCUACCUUCAUAUUGUGAUUCAUGAAUUCUGAUUUAAAGGAAAUCGAGCAAUUGAAAGCACUCCUAUUAGAACAUAUAUGAAAGCCAGUUGCUAGCCUCUGCCUCUGUUGUGUUAGGGUGGUGCAACUUGUAGGACAAAAACUAGGAUUUCAGUGUAUAGUGUGUAAGUGAUGGACGAAGAGGACCUGUGGCAAAUGGAUUGUUUGCCAAGAGGAACACUGCUGUGGAACUCUUAAAUGUUGCAUACAUACACACAUGCAGCUGCACACACAUGUCCUGCCAACUGUAAGCCAUGUACUGUGAGCUCCUUUGGAUGAAAGUGUCUAUAAACAGCUGAGUGCAGGACGUCAGCAGAAGAACAGGAUCCAAGGACUCAGAAGUCACACUUCCAUUUAUGUGUCUAAAGCUGAUUUUCGCUUUGGGGGACAACUUCCAUCAUCUGAAUUUGGGCAAAGUCAUAAACCAUGAAGGUUUGAGUGUAUUUCUGUUUCAUUUCAGUCAGCAUUUACACUGGAUGUCUAAGUCUGAAAGGAACUGCUGCCACUAAACGUUCAAAUUUUUUUGUCACAUUGAACACGUAAAAGGUUGACUGAGUAUGUUUAUGAACAAAUAUUCUUUUGCUGCAUGACUGAUUUUUUUUUUUCUUUUUUUUUUUUUCUUGAAUCAGUGUAAAUGUUUAGGAAAAAAUACAGCAUCUUUAACUGCAUAAGUUCCCUUUUUUGUUCUUGGAUAAAUCUGCAGCUCUUUAUGCUCCAUUGCCAGGGGAAGGAUUUUUGAGCCCUGAGAUUCUUGCACAAAGUCAACUGUGAUAGGAUGGACCUUUCUCUAGUUAUUGUGUCUGUGGAUCCAACUGAUUAUUUUCAUGUUGUGUUGCAUUUUUCCCUGGUAUUGCUAAUGCAAAAUAUGUAAUGCACCCAGAAGCGGAAGUCAAACUUGCCUUCUCGCCAAUAAAGAACUGUUAAAUGAUACCACAUUGGUAUCAUGUUUGAUGGGCAUUUGCUUUUAAAUGGUCAACUGUUGGUUAAUUUUAUAGCACAAUGGAUUGAACUACUUAAAAAAAAAAUAAAGUA
Scleropages formosus (Asian bonytongue) is the source of this 3484-nucleotide messenger RNA. RefSeq names its product N-acetylgalactosaminyltransferase 7-like. The transcript is spliced from 12 exons. Bases 173 to 2146 code for a protein of 657 amino acids. NCBI's taxonomy places the organism in Eukaryota, Metazoa, Chordata, Actinopteri, Osteoglossiformes, Osteoglossidae. Gene Ontology annotation, biological process: protein O-linked glycosylation. Gene Ontology annotation, molecular function: polypeptide N-acetylgalactosaminyltransferase activity. Gene Ontology annotation, cellular component: Golgi apparatus. The record is from RefSeq and is a predicted model, not a curated record.